GUAGACUUUAAAAAACAAAUUUUAUUUUCGACCAAAUUUAUUGUGACUAACCUGAAAAGCGCGUUCUAUGAAGAUGUUGUCACAGCAUCAGCUGUUUUUCGUGCAUACAUUCAUCGUUGAUGUGUUUUGAGUUGCAUGACCUUAUAUUAUAUUUGUCCUGAAAAUAUUUUGCGGAAAUAAACAAUCUUCAGUGUCAAGAAAAACAUGUCCGGUUUCGUGAAAAUGUGUGAACUUUGUGGUGGUCAAAUUAGUGAACAGUCUGAAUUUUCCUUCGAGGACAUGAUCACUAACUGGUUAGAUGAAAAUCCUGAAUUUGCUUUCAAGUACUUUGUCAAAUCAGCAUCUUCAAGCAUGGUUGAAGCCUGGGCUAAUGGACAUAAUCAUAGUGAAUCUGAUGGCCUGUUUGAUAACUCAAUAAAUGUCUUGGACGAGCAUAAUGAUAAAAAUAAUGAUAAAAUUUCUGUGACUACUUCUCUAUCACUACCAAUACGUAAGAUAAGCAGCCAGGAUUUGGAAUUAACCCAUGACAAGCGUAUUUUAUCUUCUAACGAAGAUGGGAAGCCCACAUUUAUAAACUCUGUGUUCUUUCCUUCCCCUGCCACUGAACACAUCGAUUUAAAUGCUAGUCCUGCUCGUCAAACUGUGCCUUCACCAAGUCGACCAACACAUCCAACUGAGAGAGAUUUGAUAAGUGAACUUGCUUUGGAUAUUUGUCAUGAACUUGACGUGACAUCUUUAUGCUUUAAAAUUGUCCAGAAUGUUUGUAGACUAAUUAACGCUGAUCGUGGAUCAUUUUUCCUUGUGGAAAAGUCACGUUCAACCGGUGAGGAUGUUCUUGUUAGUAAACUUUUUGACAUUACAUCUGAGUGUAUAUUGGACGAUGUUUUACAACGAUGUUCUUCUAAUCACAUCAUUGUUCCUUUUAAUGUUGGUGUAACCGGCUACGUCGCACGAACUGGAGAUUACGCGAAUAUUCCGGACGCAUAUGCUGAUCCUCGAUUUGAUGAUUCCGUAGAUCGUGUAACAGGAUAUAAAACGCGCUGCCUUUUAUGCAUGCCUAUAAAAAAUGUUGACGGAAAAGUGUUAGGUGUUGCACUGGUUAUCAAUAAGACAGUUCCUUCUGAUCAGCAUCAUGAUCAAGGUAUUAACUCAGUUCAACCUAGUAGUUGUGAGAGUGAACCAAUCAGGAAACAUGCGUCAUUCACCGAAGAAGAUGUAAAAAUAUUUCAAUCAUAUGUUACUUUCUGUGGUAUUGGAUUACACAAUGCACAAAUUUAUGAACAGAGUCGUUUAGAAACUUAUCGGAACCAAGUACUUUUGGAACUUGCACGAAUCAUAUUUUCAGAACAACUUGAUAUAACUCGUCUUAUUUAUUCAGUAUUAUCACACACAAUUUGUUUACUACAAUGUCAACGUUGUCAAUUACUUUUGGUGAAAACAACUUCAUCUAUGUCAUCCUAUUCUUCAAUUGAUGAGAUGGGACCAUUUCAUGAUCAUUUCUCACAAAUCUUUGAAUUAGCAUGGAAUGAAAAAUCAGAUUCGCCUGAUGUUAGGAAAAAAAAGCAUAGUAUCGACGAAGCUCGAUUCCCUGUUCAGUUAGAUUUGGCUAUUCACGUAUUACAAACUGGUGAAUCUCUUCAUGUCAAUAUAAAUGGUACCACUUCUAGUUCGAAUAACAAUAACAAUAAUGAAUAUAGGAAAAUUGACAAAACGCUUGAAGAAGAUUUAGAUCCAGUUUGGAGAAGUCGUUCUGUUCUCUGUAUGCCAAUUAAACAUUCCGAUGGUAAAGUAUUAGCUGUAUGCAUAAUAACAAAUAAAUCAACUGUUGAUUUGAGAAUCAAUAAUAAUAAUUUCAGUCAACAAGUUAAGCAUCAAUUUGAUUUCAAACCAGUUACAGAUAGCAUUCAAUAUUCAUCAAAUGAUAAUUUAUCAUCUAAAGAACCCAUUACGAUGUCUUCAUCAAUUAACAAUUGGUCUGGAAUAUUUACUUAUUCGGAUGAAUUUUUAUUUGAAGCAUUUGCUUUAUUUGUUGGUUUGGGUAUUUCAAAUAGUCAACUGUAUGAAAGAGCUAUAAGGAGUGCAGCAAAACAAAAAGUUAUCAUGGAUGUUCUGUCAUAUCAUGCUACAGCGCCGACAUCUGAGGCUAAACGCCUAGCUACAUCACUAAUACCGACUAUGAGAUUUUAUCAUUUAGAUAAAUUUUCAUUUACUGAUGUACGAUUAUCAGAUGAAGAUACUCUGAAAGCAUGUAUACGAAUGUUUCAGGAAAUGAAUUUUAUGAAAUCAAUACAUUUCGAUCAGUUAUCAUUUGCUCGUUGGCUAUUAUCUGUACGUAAAAAUUAUCGUGAAGUUACUUAUCACAAUUGGCGUCAUGCAUUCAAUGUGACUCAGACAAUGUUUUGCAUAUUACUAAAAGGUGAUUUUCAGUCAGUAUUUACAGAUCUUGAGUGUUUAGCGUUGUUAACUGCUUGUCUAUCUCAUGAUAUCGAUCAUCGUGGUACAGAUAAUCAGUUUCAAAUUAAAACAAUGUCUCCAUUAGCUAAACUAUAUUCUACAUCGGUUCUUGAACAUCACCAUUUCAAUCAGUUCAUGAUGAUACUAACCAUAAAGGGUAAUAACUUUUUAUGCAAUCUAAACAGAUCAGAAUAUGAUACUGUUGUGAAAUUAAUUAGAGAAGCUAUAUUGGCUACGGAUCUAUCAAGAUAUUUUGCUAGACUACCGAAAUUUCAACAAACUUUGCAUAAUUUGAAAGAAAUUAAUGAUCAUUCUACAAAUUUAUGGCGAAAUGAUCGCGAACAACGUUUAUUACUUGGUUGUAUGUUUAUGACAGCUUGUGAUGUUUCAGCCAUAACAAAACCAUGGCCAGUACAAAAAUUGACAGCUGAAAUGGUUGCCAAUGAAUUUUUUGAACAAGGUGAUUUGGAAAAAGAACGACUGAACGUAACACCAGCUGCAUUAAUGGAUCGUGAACGUAGUAAUGAACUUCCAAAACUACAAGUCAGCUUCAUCGACUCAAUUUGUAUGCCGAUUUACGAGGCUAUUGUACAAGUUUCUCCAAAUUUCGAACCAUUACUAAAAGGCUGUAAACGUAAUCGUACAUGUUGGCUUAUUCUAUCUGAAAAUGGUGAAGUUGAUCAUUCAUUAUAUGGAUUAAAUGAUGAAUCAGAGACUACACCAGGAACAUUAGUUGGAACUACGGGAAAAUCGAUCACAACAACAACAACGGAAGAAUCAACACACCUAGAAAAUGUAAACACAUCCACAUCUGGUAUUAUUACAUCAUUAGGUACAUUGAAUCCAGAUUCAGCUGAACGUAUUGCAAAAAGUAAACCAUUUACAUCAUCAAAUAUUCGUAGAGCUUCUGUAUCAUCAAUGACUACAGUUGGGGGUCAGGAACCACCGAUACAAUGUCAAUCAUCUGUUGAAUCCAAAUAAUGCAUUGAUACAUACACUUGCAUACAUAUUCAUAUAUACUACACACAUUUUGUUUUACCGAUUCACGUGAAUCGACUUAUUCCAAUAUACUGUCUUUCAGGUGUGUUUGUGUGUGUUUAUAAAUGUGCGCGUGCAUGUGCGUUGAUGUUUAUCCGCUUUUAUUUUCACAUCUGUCUUUUGUGUUAUUCAUAAACACGGAGAAUAAUAUAAGAAAGUUAUUAGUGGAUAAUAGAAUGCACUGUUACCACUGAAUAGAUUAAAUAUGUAUUUCUUUUACUAAUAGUACAUAUUUGUAGAGAGGGAAGGGGUGAGGAUAUAUUUGUAUGUCUGUGAGAGAGAGCGAGAUCUCUCAAUGUAUAGCUUGUCUGUACAGCAAAUGUAAUUAAUGAUCACUUCACUUUCCAAUUACGUUUUAUUUUCUCUUUUUUUUCUUUAUUUUUAUUGAUAUUCUAUGACGUAAUUCAGAUAGUUUAUUGAUUUCUCACCUUUAAUUAUGCCUUUUGUUGUUAGACCUUGUGUUUCUGUUUUACAACCUAAUCUACCUAUCUGUUUUUGCCAUGACGACAAAUCUCUGAAUGUAUACAUGCAUGUGUGUGUGUGUGCGUACCGUUUGUUGAAACAGCAUUCUUUUCUUAUUUAAUUAUUUAUUUAUUCAUUUUAUUUUUUUCGUUUUUGUGUUGUUGAACAAAAUGUUGUUCUUAGUUUAAAUGAAAUACAAAGAAUAGCAUUAACUCUACGACCUUUACAUUCAGUCUAAAUUGCGUGAUUAUGUAUUGUUUUACUGCACAGUCAGCACUGUAUUCUUUUUACAUCAUAAUAAUGUAUUGUGAAUACCAGUAUUAUUUUAGUAUGUUUACAAGGUAUUCGGUCUAGUAUUUUUGCUCUCUACUGAAAUGAAUUAUGUAAAAUUAAUGUAUUUGUUUGUUUGUGCCAUGAAGGAACAAUUCCUUUUGGUUGUUGUUAUUGUUAUUGUCCUCAUCUUAGUUAAUUUUAUCCUUCACCAUACAGUUUUCAAAUUUGUCUUAUUUUCAUUCCUCAUUAUGAUUGUUUAAACUGUUUAUUUAUUUAUUUAUUUUUCGUUAGUGUAAGUACUAUUUUCUUCUUGCAUUGUUUGUUAUUAAAGGCUGUGAUUAUUUUCCCGUUUACCUAUGGUAUAUAUAACUAAUUUUUAGUGAUGGACGUCUAUACAAAUGUAAACAUUUAAUGUGUGUAUCUUUUUAAUGAGACAGGAUUGAAAAAUAUAACUUCUUUUUUUAUUACAACAAUAGAUUCACAUGUUUGGUUCCCACUGAUACUAUUCAUCAGCUAAAAUAACUUUUGAUGUUAAUGUGUAUUUCUUAUAUAUUUAGUGCUAGAGAUUUAAACUGUACCUUGGUGUAAGAGUUUAUUCUUAAUGUGUUUUGAUAGUUUUAUACUUAGCAUACAUAAAAACUUGUACAACUUGUGACCAAAAGUAGUAUGCACCACACUAAAUAAAGAGAUAUUAUGGGAAAAUAAAGGAGAGAAAGAGACUAUCCAAAAAAAUGAGUAAACAAGAACAGGAAAUAUAAUUCAGUUGGAAAUACAACUAAGAAAGACCUGGUUUACUCGACGGUGUCCUCCUCACUUUUGUGGAGAAUUUAAAUUAGGCUACAGCAGGGUUCAAACUGUCCUCUAUUUCGAGAUAUUUCUGACAACGUUCGAAACCAUUGGGUGGCACCACCUCCAGGACCACAAUCAGCGAUUCAUAAUAAGUUGACAGACACUAGUUAUAUAUAGCUUUUUUCCAUAUCACAUCACCAUGUCAUAAAAUGACAACCUCUUCUUCUCUACGCUGUCCUAGUAUCAUCAUUAAAUACUUGAUACGGAAAACGCUGAUAUGACAUCAGUAAAAUGCCUCCAAACCACUGAACCAAUGUUUCAAGGUGGUGACACAAAUUCAGUUAUCGCCAAUACUCCCGAAUAUACAUAUUCAAACCUCGGCAUUGCUAACAUCGUGUUGCCUCCGGAUAUCAGCACAUUUUUGUCGACAACGAUAAUCAAAUUGAAAGUCGCUGAAUAUCCUCAGCCUAGGAAGUUCAACUUCCAUAGGCAUAAAACGGAACUACUACCAACGACGCUUUGUGAUCUAAUCCUAAAAGAACUAUUAACAAUUAUAUGUAGCUAAUAACAUAUUUCACUAUUUAAAUGUUAGCAAUUACUUAAAAUGGCCUAUGUGUUAUUUUUAAUGUUUAUCGUUGAUAAUUGCAAUUAACUCACUGACAGGUAAAUCGAUAAGUUAUCAGGUAACUGAUUUAUUCAGAAUUUUUUUUUCAUUUGAUGAAUUAUUUUAGUCGAAAUAAAACAAUUUCUAUGAACUGACAAGCAGUAGAUAUUAACGACAAAUUUGUUAAAUCUUUUUUGUCCUUCACCUUAAAAACUGGCUAACUAGUUUCUUUUUUCAUAUCUUGUAGUUUCCUUACUCUAGUGGUCAUAAAUUCCAAAAAAUGUGAUAUACAUUUAAAUAUUUCAUAUUGAAAGUGACCUAGUAGUUGUUACGAAAUUAAAUAGGCAUAUAACAAUUUACUAACAUACUUCAUGCCUAAAUUCUAAAAGAAAAUAUUAUAAUCUUCGAAAUAGAAAACGUUGAACAAACAUAUACAACAUUCACAAGUUAAAUGUAUUUGUGAAUGGAUUAAUCGGAGGAUUUCAUUGAUGUAAAAAUUUCUAAAACCAUAACAUUAUUCUAUUUGUUAACGUAAAGAAAUUUUUAGUUUCAAGGCUACUUGUAAGCUGAAAAUGGCCUAAAUUUACAUCAGUAGCUUUGUUAUAAAAAUUAGAUUGCAUUGAUUACGAUAUGUAAAACUUUGAAACAAUAUUCCUUAUCUGAUUUUAGACUCUAUCUGAUGCGAAAACUUGGAAUAUAAGGAAUUCAUGUGAUUCUGC
This is a messenger RNA of Schistosoma curassoni, 6339 nucleotides long. Lineage: Eukaryota; Metazoa; Platyhelminthes; Trematoda; Strigeidida; Schistosomatidae. The record is from the annotation of a GenBank genome assembly.